Lentinula edodes (shiitake mushroom) is the source of this 1071-nucleotide messenger RNA. RefSeq names its product P-loop containing nucleoside triphosphate hydrolase protein. The record is from RefSeq and is a predicted model, not a curated record. Gene Ontology annotation, molecular function: GTPase activity; GTP binding. Lineage: Eukaryota; Fungi; Basidiomycota; Agaricomycetes; Agaricales; Omphalotaceae. The transcript is spliced from 6 exons. Bases 1 to 1071 code for a protein of 356 amino acids.
AUGUCUCGGUCCAGAUACGACCAAGGUGUAGAUAGCAAGAUCGUUAUCAUGGGCAAUUCUGGCGUUGGAAAGACGAGCUUGUUACACCGAUAUACCCAAAACAAGUUCGAUCCCAAGAAUACCACAUCGACCAGCGGGGCAUUUUUUGUGACGAAGAAGGUCUAUGUCAAGGGCCUCAAGGUCCGCUUACAACUCUGGGAUACUGCCGGCCAAGAAAGGUUUCGUAGUAUGGCUCCCAUGUAUUAUCGAGGCGCGAAUGCGGCUCUUGUUCUGUACGACAUCACCAAUGCUUCAACGUUUGAAGAUGUAAGGGGUUGGUUAGAAGAACUUAAGAAAAAUUGCCCGCCGGAGCUGAUAAUAUACAUUGUUGGAUCCAAGGCGGAUUUACACCGACAUAGACAGGUGUCGCCUGAUUUCGCAAGACUUUCACUACAUAACUGGUUUCCGCCUCCACGGCCAGCUACUCCCCCUCCUCCCCCUCCACAACCUUCUACUCUUUCCUACAUUAGACCGCGAUUCACUUCAUUUCCGGGCCUUCGCUCACCACCUGUCAGUCCAGCUGCUUCCUCACCGCCGAUGGACACGUUACCAUACCUGGAUCCUCCAUCCAGAGGCUCAGGGCUAAACCGCAGCAAGUCCGCUGCUCCGGCACGAUCGCGACAUAAUGCCCCUACCCCUCUGAUGCGCUCAAAUACCACCGGUGUGCAAUCGCAAUAUGGCUCUCAUUUUGGUUUUCAAAAUGGGGGAUAUAAUGAACUACACGACUCGUGUAGUAAUAGUAUUGAAGAGGAGGAGGAGGGCCAGCAGGAUGAGCAGGAAUGGGGUUUGACCAAAGAGAUGGAGCUCUUUGAAGUCUCCGCCAAGGAUGACCUCGGUAUAUAUACGUUAUUCGACCAUCUAAUUACUGCUAUCAUUCAGCGAAAGGAUGUGAUCGAAAAGGAGAAUGAGAUGAAGAAGCGGGACAGUGUUUUCCUGUCAUCUGUUGCCACACCAACAUGGUCUGCCCAAGCAGAGGAAGAGGAAGCACGCCAGAAAGCCAAGAAUUCUUCCACUGGGUGGAGCUGUUGUUGA